AAUUCUCACAUAAGCAUAUAUAUAAACUAUUGAUAGAAUCAGCUUGACAAGGACUUCAGCUUGCCAAAUUGCUUAGGCUCACAGAUCGCAGGCGAAUUUCUGGUUAAAACCGAUGAUGUCAACAAAUAAAGUCAGUCACAUUUGUUUGCACAGAUGUCAUUCACGCUCGAUUUUCAGUUAGCGGCAGCCUUUUCUCACUCAAAAUGGACUACGAAAAACGACAAUUGCAACAGAGCCAAGAAGGAGAAGGCUUCAUCGCAGCCAUCAAGUCAGAACUCUUUGCUCCCGAAAAGCGACAAGGAAACAUCAACAUUGCUUUGUCGUUGACUGUAUUCACUGGAGCAAUCGUAUUCCUUAGAAACUUUGGUGAUCUUUUAGCGGUCUAAAAACGAACACCUAGGCCAAUCUGCAAUCUCGCUGAUCAAGACGCGAAGGCGGAUUAUAACAUUUUAUAGAUCUCUUGUAAUUCGAAGGAGGGUUUU
Molecule: messenger RNA, 482 nt
Organism: Umbelopsis ramanniana AG
Lineage: Eukaryota; Fungi; Mucoromycota; Umbelopsidomycetes; Umbelopsidales; Umbelopsidaceae
Exons: 1
Coding region: 204-386 (60 amino acids)
Source: RefSeq, a predicted model, not a curated record